AGAGAGAGAGAGACAGACAGAGAGAGAGAGAGAGAGAGAGACAGACGGACAGAGAGACAGAGAGAGAGAGAUUUCUGAUUCCAGUCUGCAGCUUUCAGUCUGACGCUCGGCUACUUCUCUGCCUCUUCUUCUGAGCCAUCGCGAGGCCUUUGUCUCCGCGUGGAUGUGAACUCGCCAAACCUCUGGAUUACUUGAUUUCGUUUUUCUCAUCAGCCGACAUCAACGGAUUUCGGAUUCGGUCAUUUUCGUGGUAAUUGGCGCCGCUGUGACCCCGUGUUCGAGCUCAUAUAUUCAGUCUCUGAACUCUGCUGGAGUCUGUCCUUCUCCGGACAGUUUGCAGUGUGACAGCAGCUAUAUUUUGGGUUUUUUUUGGGGUCCUCUGCGUGUUGCUGGUGGGGCAGUUCCUGUCUGAAUGCCCCAGGACUACCCCCAGGCUGCAGUUCCCCCCCCGGCCUGCAGGGCGGCAGUAGAGAGGGGCGGCAUGAGCGACUUCUGGCACAAGAUGGGCUGCUGCGUGGUGGCUAAACCUCCACCGAAGAAGAGGAGGAGGAUUGACCGCAGUAUGAUCGGAGAGCCGACAAACUUCAUCCACCUCACACACAUCGGCUCUGGAGAGAUGGCCGAGGGCCUGCAGCCGUCUGGAACGGUUCAGGAACAGAUGAGGUCUAAAGGCCCGAACAUGAACGGCAGGAACAGCAUGUUAUAGCCGGAGUGUGUUAAUCUGACGUAGACCUGCUGGCCAACCUCUCUCUUCCCUCCUUCUCUCUCCUCCUUCCCUUCCCUCCUUCCCUUCCCUCCUUCCCUUCCCUCCUUCCCUUCCCUCUCUUCCGAUCGAGCCUCAUCUCCGAAAUCCGACUGCCAGCCAGAGGCUUCGACGCCACCCGCAAGGGAGUGCUGUCCCGAUCCCGAACCCUAAAAAACAGACCUCUUCUCUAAAAGAGGGGUGAAAAUGUCGCUCGUAUUAUGUCGUUCCAGUAUUCAUCCACCAGCUGUGCAUCUGUCCGCACAAAAGGCAAGGACUACAUCUCCCAGCAUGCCUUUCAAAGUGCACAUCAAGGAGACUUUUUUAUUUUUAUUUUUAAUUUUUUUACUUUUUUGAAUUUAAAAUCUAAACCAUUUGAAUCGGAGUUAAGAACAGAAGAUGUUUUCUCAACUAGCGGGCAGAGUUUUCUACCCCAACCCCCCCCCACCCAACAUCAGUAUUAAAUCAACCCGACCGAUGACAUCACUGGACUCCAUUUCCCAGAAUCCCCUUCUAAUUCAGGAUGUGCGGCAGAAUGAGAGAAUGUCUGUAUUUAAGAAUAAGAAGAAGAAAAAGUGGCUACGAAAGUGUUGCUUUUAAAUUGUCACGAUAAGGACUACAUUUCCCAGCAUUCAUAGGGAGGGUAGAGUUUUUUUCACUGCUCUGAGGGGUUGAGAAGAACUCCAUCAGUCCUUCAUUUUAAACCCUCAUGCUGGUGGAAAUCCCCCCCUCCCUGCCCUCCAAAAAUAAAGCUUUUCCAUUUCCCUCAGUGGACUACAUUUCCCAGGAUGCUUCACUCUGCUCAGCUGUGCUCUGAAUUUACUUGUAAAAGAUUAUUACGCCUUUAUUUUUGGCUUCACUGAACUCUCAGAGAUGGACUCGGGACACACAGUUCAAAACUUCCAUCAGAAAAUCAGCUGUUUUUGUAAAAGUUCUUUAAUUUCAACUCUUAAAAAGAUUUUCCUUCUCUUUCUGUUUUUGACUACUUGAACUGUGAGUCGGGGGCCCCAAAACAGGUCUUAAUCUCACAUACUGUGGACCCCAAGAAGACAGAAGUGUUAAUUUUUAACUUCAGGUGUCAUGUUGGGACAUUUUCAGGACAUUUCUUUGAAAGAUUUCAUGCUGCAUUCUGGUGGGAACCCUCAGAGGUUGGCUGGGACACACAGUUCAAAACUCCCAUUAGAAAAUCAGCCAUUUUUGUAAAAAUUCUCUAUUUCAACUCAUAUCAAUAUUUCUUUGUGAUUUUUGGUCAUUUGACUACUUAAACUGUGGGUUGGGGCACAAAACGGGUCUUAAUCUGACAUAUUUUGUGUCCCAAGAUGACAGACCUUUUCAGUUUUAACUUCAGGUGCCAGGCUGAGACAUUUUCGGGACUUCUGUUUAAGAUAUUUCAUCCUGCAAUCCGGUGGGAACCCUCAUAGGUUGGCUGGUGACACACAGUUCAAAACUCCCAUUAGAAAAUCAGCUGUUUUUGUAAAAAUUCUCUAUUUGAACUCAUAUCAAUAUGUCUUUGUGAUUUUUGGUCAUUUUACUACUUAAACUGUGGGUUGGGGCCCAAAACGGUUUUAAUCUGACAUAUUUUGGGCCCCCAGGAAGACCAAAAUGUUAACUUUUUAACUCGUAGACAUUUCAUAAUGCAUCUGGUGGGAAGAUAAAGUUUUACCUGCUUUCUGUUUUGAGUAUUUGAACAUUUUCUACGCAGACUUUUCUGCAGUUUUUGGUUAAUUUACUGUUUGAUUUUUCCUGUUGUCUUUCGCGCUGAUGAUGUGUGCUUGGUGCUAACUUGGGUCUCUUGGUAUGUGAGUUGAACGAUUCUUGUAUUAGAGAAGUUGUGGCAAAAAAAAAACUGGUUCAAAUUCCCCAAAAACUUUAAUUUGAGCACUUUAUAAGAACUGUAACAUCUGGAUUUGAGAGUCCAAGCCGAACCCAGGCCACCAACCAAACUCUGUACAAAUAUCUGUAUAUUUAAAAAAAUAAAAUAAAUCCCAUUGUAUUUAAACAUU
Molecule: messenger RNA, 2745 nt
Organism: Perca fluviatilis (European perch)
Lineage: Eukaryota; Metazoa; Chordata; Actinopteri; Perciformes; Percidae
Gene: cdc42se1
Product: CDC42 small effector 1
Exons: 5
Coding region: 413-706 (97 amino acids)
Biological process (GO): regulation of Rho protein signal transduction
Cellular component (GO): plasma membrane
Molecular function (GO): small GTPase binding
Source: RefSeq, a predicted model, not a curated record